UUACAACCACCAGAAAUAGAAAAUCCCCCAAUAGCUCCAGACCCAUUUAAAUCUCAACUUCUACAAAACUGACAGUCGAUACUUCAGUGAAAAGAAGCAGAGAAAAACAGAGUACUCUGCCUCUGUAAUACUCACCAAACCAAAAAGAACAAAACUUUAUACCUUCCCUUUAUUAAAUCCAUCGAACUUCAAAGAACCCAGAUCGUAAUCGAACAGUCAGUCAUAAAAAAUGCCGGUUUCAAGAGGGAAGACGGGGAUUCAUAUGGCUUGCUUGAUUCUCUCGAUUUUGCUCUGCUCUUCUUUGAUUAGAGUCACUGAAUCAACUGACUGCCCACAUGGAGGAGAGUCCGGGGAGCAAUGCAAAGCCAAUGAGAACGGGCUGGUGGAUCUGGACGACGAUUUCGACGACACGUACAAGAUCGUUAACAAAAUGGUGGUUCAGCCGCCGUCACCCAAAGCAACCACCAACGCUUUCAUGGGCGACGCUGGUUAUGAUACGGAGGUUCGCGUUAUGGGGCAUUGAAAAAGGGAAACCAAUUGAAAACCAAGCCAAUCUAGGUUUAGGGUUCUAAGAUUUGGGAGGAAUGAGCGAUAUCUAGAUUUUGUUUUCGUUAUAGAGGUCGUUAUGUAUGUGGGGUGUUUUGCUUUUCUAGGACUAUUUUAAAGUUUGGGAUUUUUUGUCUUAUUUUCUUGGGUUUAAAUGUAGUGGAAUGGAACUCAGUUUCAGAGGUGGAAUGAGUUUUUCAUAAAUCAGAGAUUGGUUCUUGGUCUGUUCUAUGGGAAGUUGGAUUUUUGCCGCCAAAAGGUGAUGGAUUAUGAAGUAUUUUCAGCGGGUAGACAUGAUUAGGGUAGUUAUCUCGCUAGCUUUGAAUGGAUGUAAUAAGAAGUGAACAGUUGG
This is a messenger RNA of Linum trigynum, 898 nucleotides long. The record is from the annotation of a GenBank genome assembly. Lineage: Eukaryota; Viridiplantae; Streptophyta; Magnoliopsida; Malpighiales; Linaceae.